AUGGAAGCAAAGAAGUGGGCUUUUGCAGUCAGCAGUAUCGUCAUUACAGCAGUUUUAUCUCUGUUGCUGCUUCGCAUCCUGGAAGCCCCUGGAGGCCAACAUGCAGUUUUCGGGGAUUUGAACAUAAUCCCAGCAAUUUUACAAGGCAGCUGGUCUCCUGGUAAAACAAUAGGAAAAGAUUCUGUUAUUGCUCCAAACUUAACAACAUGCCAUGAAUCUUCUGAGUUGGAUAUUCAUGUUUACUGCUGCCCGCCGAAGAAUGGAUCAGAUUUGACCGUUUUUGAUUUCCGAUUUCCUGAUCCUUCCAAUCCUCUGCGAGUACGCAGACCAACUCAUCUUCUUGAUGACAACUAUAUUGCCAAGUACAAUGAGGCCUUAACCAUCAUGAAAUCUUUGCCAUACAGUGAUCCAAGGAGUUUUUCUCGCCAAGCCGAUUUGCAUUGUUUGUACUGUACUGGGGCAUAUUACCAGCAAAAUUCAAGAACUCCACUCAAUAUCCAUAGAUCAUGGUUGUUCUUUCCUUGGCAUCGAAUGAUGCUCCACUUUCACGAGCGUAUCCUUGGAAGUUUGAUUGGAGAUGAUACGUUUGCUCUGCCUUUCUGGCCUUGGGAUAUUCCCGAGGGAAUGCUGAUGCCUGAGAUGUAUCUGAAUUCAUCAUUUUUUGAUAAAGAACGUGACAUUUCUCACUUUCCACCAACUGUUGUUGAUUUAGAUUAUCGUUGCAGUUUUUCGGAGUCCACUUGUCCGGAAAGGGGAUUAACACCAGAUGAACAAGUUAAUGCCAACCUAGCAUUUAUGUACAACCAAAUGGUAUCGGGAGCAAAGAAGACAGAACUCUUCAUGGGCUGCCACUAUAAGGCAGGUGAAGAAGGGUUAUGCGAUGGUCCUGGCACCAUUGAAACUGCCCCCCACAACACUUUGCACCGGUGGGUAGGGAGCAGUUUAAAUUCUCCGGCCAGGGAAGAUAUGGGUGUAUUCUAUUCAGCUGCACGAGACCCUAUUUUCUAUCCACACCAUGCCAAUAUCGAUCGUCUUUGGGAGGUUUGGAGGGGAUUCCACAUGGACAACGACAUUACUGAUCCUGACUGGCUGGACUCUUUCUUUUACUUUUAUGACGAGAAAUCGCAGUUCACUAGAGUGAAAAUUAGGGAUGUUCUCGACAUCACAAAGCUUCGGUAUUCUUUUGAGAAAGUUGAUGUUCCAUGGCUUAAUGCCCGUCCCAAGCCUUCAGUCCAACCGGAAGCUGCUCGUCAAAUAUUGAAGACCAGGGAGAUUGAGAGAACAUCGCAGUUUCCCAGCCACAGCAUUAUAUCCUCGGACUUUAGAUCAAAUCGCCAAACUCUCGAUGCUAGCGUAACGGUUAAAGUAAUCAGGCCAAAAGUUCGUAAAACCAAGGGAGACAGGGAGGAAGAAGAAGAGGUCCUCGUUGUGCAUGGAAUUGAUGUAAAAGAGGAAGCAUAUGUCAAGUUUGAUGUUUACGUUAAUGUAGUUAACGAGACAAUUAUUAAUCCAGGGUUCAGGGAAUUUGCAGGAACCUUUGUUCACAUUCCUUCAGGCGUAAAGUUGGCGAGAAGGAAGACUAGUCUUAAGUUGGGGAUCUCGGAAUUAUUACAAGAUUUGGAGGCAGAGGAAGAUGAAAGCAUAUGGGUAACAUUGUUACCUAGGAAUGAAGGGUGCAUCAACACAUCAGUUGAUGGAAUAAGGAUUGAGUACUUAAGAUGA
Messenger RNA from Dovyalis caffra, 1722 nucleotides. Lineage: Eukaryota; Viridiplantae; Streptophyta; Magnoliopsida; Malpighiales; Salicaceae. The record is from the annotation of a GenBank genome assembly.